Messenger RNA from Anoplopoma fimbria (sablefish), 2648 nucleotides. It is a transcript of the gene pnrc2, whose product is annotated as proline-rich nuclear receptor coactivator 2. Gene Ontology annotation, biological process: nuclear-transcribed mRNA catabolic process, nonsense-mediated decay. The record is from RefSeq and is a predicted model, not a curated record. Lineage: Eukaryota; Metazoa; Chordata; Actinopteri; Perciformes; Anoplopomatidae. Bases 441 to 914 code for a protein of 157 amino acids. Gene Ontology annotation, cellular component: nucleus; P-body. The transcript has 3 exons.
GAGAGAGAGAGAGAGAGAGAGAGAGAGACGGCCGCUGGUCAACAACAAUCGACGGUGACGGGAUUUGUAAAAAACGGGGGAGAUAUAGCUCGCUGUGCUUCCUUUUUUUUUUUUGCAAAGAGUUGGGAGGGAGAUCACGAUUAAAUAAAGGCUUAUAUUUCCUUGGGACGAAGGGCUCUUCAUCAACCAAGUCUGAAGAAGUCGGUCUUCUUGGAGCAUCUCGCGUCGAGGUGAGUUGAUGUUCAGCUCGGCUCCACGGGAAAACAACGCUCAGUGGCACAUGCAAACUUCAGACCCAGCUGGACACACACGUACAGCGAGGAGUAGACAGAGGACUACUUCGAGGACCUGGGGCCCGGUUGGAGGUGAACGAUUGAAGAGAGAUCUCUGGUGCAUCAACUUUCUGACAACAAAGAGGUGACACGUAGUGCAGAAGCAGUAUGGGAGGCGGAGAGAGAUACAACAUUCCAGUUUCCCACCCCGAGCGCCCUUUGCCCAAGAAGAACCAUCAACUUGGCCGGGCUAAGCAGAGGAGCCGUGACCAGAACGGAGCAGCAGCAGCAUCUGCCGGAGGGGCCGGCGGCCUUCACCACCAUGGCCACCGCCGGGGCGACAAAGGCGUAGCCUACCACAGGUCUCCAGAGACGCGGCAGGCCGCGUCUGCAGAGAAAGGCGUUUCAGUCCGCUUUGCCACCAACUACGAUCACAACUGGGAGGGUGCGGUGUCUCACCUGAACACGCUCCUGGCCACACAGGGGAGUCCGAGCUACGCGGGGCCCAAGUUCAGCGAGCCGCCCUCACCAAGCGUGUUGCCUAAGCCCCCCAGCCACUGGGUGUCCUUCCCAAUGGGCUCCUGUGACAACCGGGAGAUGAUGGCCUUCCAGCUCAAAAGCCUGCUCAAAGUGCAGGCCUGAGAGGGGUACCCACACCUGAUCGAAAAGCCCAUGUAUGAACUUGGACUCUCUUGAGAGCACCUACCCACCAGGAACACCUCACUGCUGUAAUACUUUUAGCUGUUUUUAAGAUUGACCUCCGUGUUAGGCGUUUGCAGCAAUGUUUGCUGUGGAUGUUGAUUCAACACAAAAUUUUUAAGCCCACGUUUCUAGAUAUUACAGCCUUGGAGCCUUGCUGGUCGGUAAGGCCUUCUAGUGGAGUCGGUUUCUGUGACUUAUGACAAACUGGAUAUCCCUUCUACUUUUGUCUUUGUUUUGUUCUUUUUAAUGUUGGCUAUCAAAAGCAGUUUGAGUGUGCUGCGUCCCCCCCAAACAACGGUUAUAGUAUAGGUCAGGUAAACUCCCAUCACUUUUACAGUCCAUUUCUGUGGACAGACAUGCUUUUUCAUUUACAUAAGUUUUAUGAUGAGCCUUUAGGGUGACUUCUAAAGCUUCAGGUGCUAAAGCAAACUCACAUUUGUAGCAUUUUUUUGACUAGGGCCCACCUUUUUUCUUUUAUGUAUAACAAUCCUUGUUUGGGAUGGAAAGGACACUCAAACUGCAAUUCUGCAGGGAAAAAAAGCUUUCUUACUGGAGGUAAUAGACUGUAUAGUACAGGUCAUAAGUAUAACCUCAACCUGAAGGGUAAUAAGAGACCAUGGCACACAGGCCUCGGACUGUCGACUCCUGUACCUUUUUUAUUGCGCUGUGCGCAAAUGCACUAUAGGAGUUGAUCGUGUCUGAGGCCCUUAACACUCUAUCAUAGCAUUAUUUUGUACAAGUCCUUUUAUUGUUAUGGUUGAAAGAUAUAAGAAGAGCUGUUUGUAACCAAAGCAAUGUUUUUGCUGUAUUUGUUUUUUCCUUCUCUUUUUUUUUGGACAUCCUCUAUGUGGUGGGCAUUGUUGCCGUUGCCACUUAAACCUUUCCAGCCCGUGUGGUGAAUGAGUGAGAGUCCCCCAAGGUCACUUCUAACUGGUUCAAUCAGCACUGUUAUAGCUCUUCCGUCUUGGCCUUUUCAGUAGAGUGCUGCAGCUUUAACAUGCGGAAGAGGGCCAGGCUUAGUUGUGGUGCCGUUGAGUAUCACUUCCUAAGUCAUGUGACAUGGUCCUGUUGGCUGCACGCACUCGUAAGCAAGGUAAAGCCAAGCGGAGGAAGGUUUUCUGAAGUGAAGUGGCCUGGAGGACUCAACAUCAGGCAGGAGGUUGGUGUUUAUGUUUACAAAAUAGGUUUCAGAAGUUGACCAUCCCAUAAUCGACAGACACUCUCUGCCUCUUGUUUACCCUCUUGCACUGCAAUCAGACUAGUUUUUUUUGAUAAGUUACAGGCCAGGAUGCUAUUGAAAUGAUGGAGGCGUAAUUGACUAUCCCUAUGGAAUCUCUAUUUUUGUGACUCAAUCCUCUAUUGAGGCUCUUUUUGCUUUCCCCUUGCAGAAUUGGAGCCGUUUAUUGCCAGCCUAAAGAUGACAAAACAAAGUAUGAGAGCUUGUUAAAUGUGUUUUGAGAGCCAUGUAAAUAAUGAAAUGUAUAAAGUACUUGUAGCAUAUGUACAUUUGCAGGCCUAGUUUGAGGCCUGUUGGACAAAAGUAUUUUUAGUAAUAACACUGAAUGUAUAAGACAUGCUAAGGACAUGUCUUGACUUCAAUGUCUUGACUUCAAUACUGAAGAAUAUUUUUGUUAAAAAAAAAAAAGCUGCAAAUAGCAUUUCUCAGAACCCCUG